This is a messenger RNA of Kazachstania africana CBS 2517, 1332 nucleotides long. Its product is annotated as 2-aminoadipate transaminase. Bases 1 to 1332 code for a protein of 443 amino acids. Gene Ontology annotation, biological process: biosynthetic process. Gene Ontology annotation, molecular function: pyridoxal phosphate binding; L-2-aminoadipate:2-oxoglutarate transaminase activity. The record is from RefSeq and is a predicted model, not a curated record. Lineage: Eukaryota; Fungi; Ascomycota; Saccharomycetes; Saccharomycetales; Saccharomycetaceae. The transcript has a single exon.
AUGAGUAUGGAUAUCCCAUCCAAGUUCAAUUUCUUCAAAGGUCAUCCGUCAUUUGAUUUACUCCCACGUGAAGAAAUUCUCGAGGCAACAACACAACUAUUGGCUUCUAAGGAAAGACCCUACGAUUCAGACACGUCAAAUAGGCAUCCUUUAACCUAUGGGUCCAAUGAAGGUGCACAUUGGGUGCGUUCGACUAUCUGUAAAUUUAAUAAUGAAGAAAUUUUCAAAUUUGGGGAAAAUUAUGGUGCCAGGAGUGCUCCAGAAUGCUUAAACCUAACGAGUGGAGCGUCGUACGGUGUUUUAAAUAUUUUGUUACAGUGUACUUUGCCCCAUAAUAACUACACGAGACAAGCAUUUAUUAUUUCACCAACAUAUUUCCUCAUUAAUGAUUGUUUCAUUGACGCUGGAUUCCAUGGUAAGCUUACUGCAAUAAAUGAAAUGGGAACUGAUUCAAUUGAUUUUGACACUUUGGAAAGUAAUUUGGCUGAAUUGGAUAGUAUUAAAGCGGAUGUAGGCACACAGUGUAUAACGAAAAAUGAAAAUUCAAAAGGUAAAAAAAUUUAUAGAUACGUUUUAUAUUGUGUGCCAACGUACUCAAAUCCAAGUGGACAUACAUAUUCCCUUACCACAAAGCUGAGAUUGCUCGAGCUUGCCAGAAAAUACGAUAUAUUGAUUAUAACAGAUGACGUGUAUGAUAUUUUAAAUUACGUUGACCCACUGGACGCACUACCUACACCGCCUAGAAGAUUUGUUCAUUUAGAUAGGGAAACUGUCAUGGAUCCUUACGGAAAUACUAUUUCCAAUUGCAGUUUCUCCAAAUUAAUUGCACCUGGUCUGAGAUUUGGCUAUCAAGAAACCGUUUCAUCAAUGCUCUCACAGCAACUGUCCAACGGGGGCGCUAAUUCGUCUGGAGGUACGCCAUCACAAUUGAAUUCAAUGAUUGUAGGGACCAUGAUUGAAAAGGGACUUCUAACAAAAUCAAUUCAGGAAUUUAGAUCUGUUUAUAAAAAUCGAGCCGAUACUCUUUAUUCGUCUAUUAAGAAGUUUCUACCAGAAAAUACAAUUGUUGAAAAGCAAAAAGGUGGAUAUUUCUCAUGGAUAACCUUGCCUAUGGGGUAUGAUGCAAAGGAAGUAGGGAAAAGAUUGAAAAUCGCCUCUGUUUUGGUUGCUAAUGGUUCAGAAUUUGAAGUAAUUGGCGAUCCUAAAUAUUGGGGUAGUAGGUCCAUGAGAUUAUCUGUUAGUUUUCUGGAUACUACGACUAUUGAGAACGGUAUUGAAUUGUUUGGCUCCGUGUGCAAGGACUAUGCAGCUGAAUUCGAUUUACCAUUUUAG